AUGGACAUCGAUUCGGUUCCGUCGAUCGCCGCCGCCACGUGGCAUUUUGAGUUCAUUGAGGAAAACGUAUUCAGUGACUUUUGUCGAUGUCACACGGUUCAUUGGCGGUCACCGCGGCGGCCAGAGCACCGAUGUAGAUGGGUCGUCAAGGGCGAAGCGAAGCUUUCAGCUGACUUAACGGAGGAACGAAUCCACGGAUGCGCCGCACUCAAGGACCGAGACGUAAUGGAGACGAUCAACGGUGGCGUUCGCACGUACCUGGACGUGUUUCGUCACGGAUACAAUCUUUCCCGAAACGGUUAUUGCAUCGGCAGUCGACCUCCGAAUCACAUCUACAAGUGGCUCAGCUACGAAGAGGUGUAUGAGGUGAUGCAGGAGUUGGGCAGCGGCCUGGUUGCGUCUGGACUUGAGCCGGGUAAGCGGAACGGCAACAACGUACGAGCACGCAGGCAUUUGCGUUUGGCCGUCCCCCUUGCAGCCGAUGUAAUGUUUCGUUUAGACAACAACACGACCAUCGGUGUGUACAGUCAGAACAGACCCGAGUGGCUAUUGCUGGCUCUGAGCGCG
Molecule: messenger RNA, 567 nt
Organism: Soboliphyme baturini
Lineage: Eukaryota; Metazoa; Nematoda; Enoplea; Dioctophymatida; Soboliphymatidae
Source: the annotation of a GenBank genome assembly